Haliotis rufescens (red abalone) is the source of this 7103-nucleotide messenger RNA. RefSeq names its product WASH complex subunit 2A-like. The record is from RefSeq and is a predicted model, not a curated record. The transcript has 36 exons. Gene Ontology annotation, molecular function: retromer complex binding; phosphatidylinositol phosphate binding. Lineage: Eukaryota; Metazoa; Mollusca; Gastropoda; Lepetellida; Haliotidae. Gene Ontology annotation, cellular component: early endosome; WASH complex. Bases 35 to 4645 code for a protein of 1536 amino acids. Gene Ontology annotation, biological process: protein localization to endosome; retrograde transport, endosome to Golgi.
AGUUUAGGUAGAAUCACAUGACACUUAAUUCAAAAUGGCGCCGCCCGCACCUCCCACAGGCGAAGGGGAGUACACAGAGGGAACAGCGGCGCAGACUGCGAGUGUACCAGCAGCUGAGGGUGGUGUCCAGUCAUGGGAGCGGCCUUGGACUGUGGGAGAGAUCAGGAAGGAGGCCAACAACUGGUCACUGGCUGGGGAUGCAGGACUGCUUCAGUACCUGCAGGAGUUCUCUCAGAGGGUGAUAUCCCGGACACAUGAGAUCGGGAAGGAAGUGGAUGGCCUUGUACAUGAGGCCAAGUUGACUGGGGUUCGAGUCAACAAUGUCUUCAAUGACUUCAUCAUGCUGGCAAAUACUCAGUUUGUGGAAAAUAGAGUGUAUGACGAGGAUGUUAGUCAUGCGAACCAGGAAGAGGAAAGGAAGCCAGACCAAGAGGAGAAGACCAGAGAACAGCGUGAAGCAGCGCUGAUACCCAAAGUCACUGAGGCUCUUCGAUAUGGCACAAAUGUCAUAGAUGAGGCAUUUGAGAGACUGGACACCAACAUUGGUGACUCUGACUCGGAGGAUGAGGAGGGGGGAUACCGUGCGGACCCCAUCCUGGAGGCCAAGGAUCCAUACGUGACCCGCUACUUGCCUUUGUUGAUCGGCAGUCCGGGAUUCUUGGAGGAUGAUAAUGUCGGCCUUGUGGAGGAUGUCUCAGGAGGAGAGGAGACAGAUCAUGGCAGCAUCAGCGAGAGUGAGGCUGAGAGGUCCGAGACAGAGUCCGACUCUGAGGUUGAGGAGAGGAAGAGAAGCAAGGCCCGUCGUGCCACCCGUGUAUCGGACGACUCUGAUGAGACAGAGAGUGAGGAUGAUGAUGAGGAGAGUGAUGAAGACAUGUUCAGCACCAAACACAAGAAGCAUGUCGAUGAUGACAGCGAUGACGAUGGCGACGGGAGUGAGGAGGCAACCAGCUCGGAGGAGGAGAAGGGUGACGAGGAAGACACAGAGAAGCCUGGUGCUCCUGCUGGGGGUGGAGGGCGGGACUUUGCUUCUGAGUUGGCUGCCAGGAUAGGAGCUGCUGUUCCCAAACCCUCUCCUGCUGCUGCUGCCGACGACGAUGAUGAUGCAGAGCGGGAGGUUGAAGAACAACCCAAACAGACUGCUAGGAAAAAGACUGGUAAGAAAGAAAAGAAACACAAGACAAAAGCGAAGCAAGUCAAGGCUGAUGAUGAAGAUCUGUUCAGUGCCCCUGCUGGUGGUGAGGAGGAUGAGAACACACCGUUCGGGAAGUCUGGUGGAUUGUUCACCAGCAGCAAGGGUCUGUUUGAUGAUGACGAGCAGGAAGACUCCGGUGGCCUGUUUGAUGAUGUGGAGAAGCCAGCCAGGAGACAGUCCAAGAAGGUGGUGCAGGAGUCUGAGGAAGAAGAAGAAGAGGAAGAGGAGGAGGAAGAACCAGUUAAAGACACCAGACCACGGACAGCGAGUGGGAAGAGACUGCCCAGAGGAGCUGUGUCCAUAUUUGGAGAUGGUGACUCGGGACUGUUCGGCAGUUCCAUCAAGGAGGAGGACGAGGCCCCGGCACCAAGGAAACCCUCCAAGUCGAAACCUGCAGCAGCGGCAGCCAGUGUAGGAGGAGGGCUGUUUGAUGAGGAGGAAGACGAAGGGGGGGAUCUGUUUGCUGCAGUUCCCUCCAACAAGACACAGCCAAAGAAAGAAAAAAUAGCAAAGACAACAUCAGCGCCGAAGGUUUCCAAGGCAUCGAGUGACCUGUUUGCUGACCAGGACGAGGACGAAGAGGGGGAUCUGUUUAUGGGUCAGUCGGCCGCUAGUACACGUAAAAUGUCUGGACCCAAAGCAGAGGAGGUUAAACCCAAGGCCAAGAAGACAGAAAAGAAGUUGCCAGCAGGGGCGGUAUCCAUGUUUGGGGGAGCUCCAAAUCCCCUCGCUGCAGCCAUCAAGAAACAACGACCAGCUUCAGAUAGCGAGGAAGAUGAAGAGAGAGAAGAUGAAGAAAAGUCUCGAAGUGGCAGCGUGAAGUCCAGCCAGUCAGCAUCCAGCUCCUCGCUACGUGGGUCAACUGAUGUGAAGAAAACAUCGCGAAGUGGCUCUGCAUCCAGCAACAGUUUGUUUGCAGAUGACAUCGAUGAGGAUCUCUUUUCUUCCAAACCAAAGACAGACAGCAGUAAAGCCAGCAAGCCAAAGACUACUGCCGCUGCCUCAGGUCUCUUCCUGGAUGAUGAGGAGAAACAAGACGAUCUGUUUGGUGCAGCAAGCAAGCCCACAGCCAAACCUACACAAGAUAAGAAGGGAGACAAAGCAAAGCCGAGGUCCAGCAGCCUGUUUGAUGAUGAUUUAGAAGACGAAGAAGAUAUGUUCUCGUUCAAGUCAAAACCCAAAGACAGCAGUGGAGGCAAGAAGAAGCCUGUUGGUGGGGUGGCACUGUUUGGGGGUGCUGACAUUCUGAAGAAGAAGACCGAAACCCCUGCAGAGGAGCCUGCCAAGGCCACCCCUGAGGAAGAGAAGCCGGAUGUGAAACCCAUACCCCGCAAGUCCACACUGUCAUUGUUUGAUGAGGAUGUCGAAGAUGCAGAUUUGUUUGGUGCAGCACCAAAACCUAAACCAGCAGCCAGCACUGCCAAGAAAGAGCAGAGCAAGCCCAAGGCUGGUGGCAAGAGCCUGUUUGAGGAUGAGGAUGUUCUGUUUGGUGGGGCCAGUGAGGAGGCACCAGGAGUGGACCUCUUCAGUAAACAGGGACCUCUGGGAGGCUCGUCUAAAGCUGAACCAGCUACAGCAGCCCCUUCUGCUAAGCCAUCAGUGAAAGUUGGAGGGGCCACAACCAAGUCUAGCUCCACAGACCUGUUUGAUGAUGAUGAUGAUGGCUUAUUUGACACCAAGAAAGACAAGCCCAAGGAGAAGGUGGAGGUAGCUGGGGCCACUACAACAGAGUCAUCUGAUGCAGGACCACCAGCUGCUGAGGAGGAGGCCAAGCCAGCAGCACCCCCAGCCGUCACCAAGCCCAGGAAACCAGCAGGGGCAGUGUCCAUGUUUGGAGGAAUGGACCCUUCAGCUCUGCUCAAGAAGAAGAAGAAACCUGUGGAAGAGGAAGAAGACAAACCAGCAGAGCAAGAAAAGAAACCAGAGGAGAAGAAAAAAGCUGACCCUCUGUUUGGCGAUGCCGAUGAUGGCAAAGGUGGAGCUGACAUCUUCACUGUGGUUGCCCCGAAGCCCAAGCCUCCUGCUGCAGCACCCAAGCCAGCAGCAUCUCAAGAUGAGGACAAGUCAGAAGAGGAUUCAAAGGCCCAGCAGGAGGCUCCCAAGCCCACCCGUCCUAAGCUGGCUGGUGCGGUGUCCAUGUUUGGAGGGAUGGACCCAGGAGGUUGGUCUGGUCAGAAGAAGAUGAUGCCCACCAGGCAGAUCUCUGAGGAUAACAAAGUGCCACUGCCUCCAGAUCUUCCUGACGUCGACCAGCCUGCAGCCUCUAGUUCAGCUCCUGGUAAAAAACGUCCUGGAAAAAUAGGGAAACUUCAGGGAGGUCUCGGUAUCAACCCCGCUGCGUUACUUCCGGGGGCAGCGCCGCCUCGGGCAGCAGAGAAUCAACUAGCUGUGGGCUUCAGCGAACCACCGGAGACUACAGUGCUACCUAGUGCUUCAAAGGACCGAGUGAGGAUUAUCACCAGACGCAGGCCCCAGAGUCGAAAGGCUCGGCACUCUGCCGCCCUCUCAGGUGUUUUUGAUGACUUCUCCCCAACUAUGUCACCAACAUCCCCAACAGAACCCAACCCCAUUGCUCAAAUUGAUGGCAAGGAUUCCAGCCCUCCAAAAACUGAGACUCGAUCAGAUUUAUUUGGAAAUGAUGACAUUCUUGGAGACUCCUCCAAAUCAGCUCCAGUGUUAACGGAGGACAAAUCUGGUGAUAAGGAUUUGUUUAGUGAUGGACUAUUUACCAAGAGUGGUAGCACAAAGCCAUCAGACUCUGUAGAUGGACUCUUUGAGUCUUCAGGGAAAAGUGAGAAGAAGGCCCCUGUAGCUGCUGCUGAUCUGUUUCCCUCCAAGCCUUCAUCAGUGAGUGGACAGGAAAAGAAGGUGACACCAGUUGAUAAUGAGGAAGACUUGUUCGCAUCAACACCUAAGCCAUCUAAGCCAGCAGAUAAAGAAUCCAAGACCGACAGUAGUAGCAAGAAGGAAGAGAAGAAAGCCAAGGUUGUGGAUGACGACGACAUCUUUGCUGAUGCCAGUAUUAACAAGAAAAAAGAAUCAAAGAAACCUCCUGCUGAGUCCAGUGAUGACAUAUUUGGAGACAGUUCAGCAUCCAAGAAACCCUCCCAGAAACCGGCUCCGGGGAAUGAGGAAGACAUCUUUGCUACAUCAGCACCAGCAGAGAAGAGGAGGCCGAAAAAAGCCAGUGUGAAGGACGAGGCCCUAUUCAAGGAUGAGACCGACAUCUUUGCUGACAUUCCCGCCUCCAAGCCCAAGGAGCCCAAGAAGAAGAAGAAGACGACCGAGAAGAAGAGCAUAUUCAAGGAUGAUAUAGAUGACAUCUUUGCAGACUCCUCCCCAGUGUCGACCAAGUCUAAGAAGGAUACCAAGAAAAAGACAAAAGAUACAGGAAAGCCCAGUGAUGAUGAUGUUGACAUAUUUGAAGACCCCCUUGGGGGAGCCAAGUGAUGGCAUCAACAUGAGUGAUGGAUACAUUGUUAUAUUAUGUUAUCAUUUGUAUAGUAAGAUUAUUUUGUACAGAUUAGGUUGUUUUUAUGCGGGUCAGACAGGAAAGUACAAGAAGAAAAUACAAAAACAAUAUUUUACAAACACAUGUACAGAGAUAUUUCGUUGUUAUGAGACUGACCCCCUUCCCCUAAAAAAGAAUGAACAAGUUGAAAUGCUAAUGUGUAUUAAAUGUUUAUAGGAACCAUGAUUAUUCUGUCCCUUACCAGUCUCUUUGAAGGCCAUACUGCACACUGAAAUACUCUGCAUUGAAGUAUUAAUGCCCAUACACAUUUGUCAGCAGAGAUCCUUUGAUAUCCAAAAUGCCAAGGUGACCUGGUGCACUUUUUUCAACUGAACUAUCUCUACAGAAAAUGAGUUUCAUGCUGGUCGAUUGUAGUGUGUUUCUUAUUUCUAAAUUAUUUGACAACAUUUGUAGUUUAUGGAAGAACUUCUAUCAUCUUGAUUUAGAUUUUUGUAAGAACUAAACUACAUAAGAAAGAGCAUUUAUGUAUCUCAACUUUAUAUGAGGACCUCCACCUUUUGGGGGAUAUACUUACUUCUUCAUCACCCGAUAUACUUCGAAAUGUUGUGUUCCUCAUAAUAAAGAAGUUGACAUACAUAAAUUCUUCUUCAUUAUUUGUAUCACUUCGAAAGGCCAUUCAAAGACUUGUGAGUUACAUGUACAUGUAUUUAGUUCCUGUUGUGUUUUUCAUCAAAUCAUGCAUGUGAAAUUGAUCAGAGUGGAUGAAGGUUUAAAUCUUUCUGACAGGCAGUAAAUGGUGUCAUUUACAGAUGUCUAUGCUUCAUGUUACUGCUAAUUCUUACAAUCCAAUCAUUAGUUAUGGUUUCCAUGUUGUGUAUCUGCUAGAUGAACAGAUGAUGGGGUGAAUGCAUCUUCUGAAACACUAGAGGAAAUGAUUUGCCCAAGACAGCAGGGCAGGAAGUGUACCCUUGUUGUUUUUUGUUUAAUGCCACACUCAACAGUAUUCCAUCGACAUGACAACAGUCUGUAAAUAAUCGAGUGUGGACCAGACAGUCCAGUGGUUGACAUCAUGAACAUCAUAUCAACUGGAACAGGAUGUGUUAGCACUUGGACAGGAGGUGUAUCCUGUGGAAUAGGAGAUAUGUCCACUGGGACAGGAGAUGUGUGCACUGGGACAGGAGGUGUAUCCACUUGGACAGGAGGUGUAUCCACUGGGACAGGAGGUGUAUCCACAAGGACAGGAGGUGUAUCCACUGGGACAGGAGAUAUGUCCACUGGGACAGGAGGUGUAUCCACUGGGACAGGAGGUGUAUCCACUGGGACAGGAGAUAUGUCCACUGGGACAGGAGGUGUAUCCACUGGGACAGGAGGUGUAUCCACUGGGACAGGAGGUGUAUCCACUGGGACAGGAGGUGUAUCCACUGGGACAGGAGGUGUAUCCACUGGGACCGGAGAAAUGUCCACUGGGACAGGAGGUGUAUCCACUGGGACAGGAGGUGUAUCCACUGGGACAGGAGAUAUGUCCACUGGGACAGGAGGCGUAUCCACUGGGACAGGAGGUGUAUCCUCUGGGACAGGAGGUGUAUCCACUGGGACAGGAGGUGUAUCCACUGGGACAGGAGAUGUGUGCACUGGGACAGGAGGUGUAUCCACUGGGACAGGAGGUGUAUCCACUGGGACAGGAGGUGUAUCCACGGGGACAAGAGGUGUAUCCACUGGGACAGGACGUGUAUCCACUUGGACAGAAGGUGUAUCCACUGGGACAGGACGUGUAUCCACUGGGACAGGACGUGUAUCCACUGGGACAGAAGGUGUAUCCACUGGGAGAGAAGGUGUGUUCAUCAGGGCACAGGUUUGUUGACCAGCAUGCAUCUCUGAUCAGAAUAACUGUGAGACAUGUUUCGGCAGGAGAAAGUUGCUCUGUGACUUGGACAAAGAUCAUGAGGAGAAAUAUGGAGACUUUCUGUGUUUGGCAUUGAUGGUGUCUUGUUUUAAACUUAACAUAUAGUGGUUUCAACAUAAUAAACUUGUUAAGAAUAGUUGUAUUCAAUUAUAACAAGUUGUGUGGUGCUAUUAUCAGGUAGAUUCGUAUCAAGCGAAUAUACCUUCAAGCUUUGCAAUGAAGCUGGCAUGGACAGACUGUAUAAUUGUUUGGGGGUUGAAAUGGAAAAAUAAGUGUUACAUAUAUAAGUAAUUGUAUACACACAUCCAACCCUGUGAGCAAAAAAAAAAUAUGUGGCUCUGUGGAAUAUUACCUCAGAAUUCGAGAUUUAUCAUCAAGACUGAUUUGAGUUGUAAGAUGUGCACAAAUACUGUUGGUCUUGAAGGAUUAUUAUGGAAGGUAAUCUUAUGACCGGUAAAUACAUAACAGAACAAUUAAUGCUGUAUAUCUGAUCUAUAAGAGACAUUGAGUGCAAUAAAUGCCUUUAUAUGAUA